Aspergillus mulundensis is the source of this 1038-nucleotide messenger RNA. RefSeq names its product serine hydrolase domain-containing protein. The transcript is spliced from 3 exons. Bases 1 to 1038 code for a protein of 345 amino acids. The record is from RefSeq and is a predicted model, not a curated record. NCBI's taxonomy places the organism in Eukaryota, Fungi, Ascomycota, Eurotiomycetes, Eurotiales, Aspergillaceae.
AUGACCGUGACAUCGCCCUUCACCGAAGAAACCCUCUCCACCCUGCGCACCCUCGUCGACAAUGCUUGCGCCGACCCAAAAACCACCAUCCCGGGCGCAACAGUCGUAAUCGUCGACAAGACCGGCACCGAACUCUUCGCGCACUCAGCCGGAAAGCGCGGCGCGCACUCGUCCGAGCCCAUGACGCUCGACAACAUCUUCUGGAUAGCCUCGUGCACGAAGAUGCUCGUCGGCGUGGCAGUGAUGCAACUCGUCGAGAAAAAUAUCCUGAACCUAGACGAUAAAGAGCAGAUUGAGAGUCUGUGUCCGGAACUCCGCGAUCUCAAAGUCUUGAAAGAAGACGGGACGCUCGAGGAGAAGAAGAAUGCUAUCACGCUUCGCAUGCUCCUGACGCAUACCGCUGGCUUCGGGUAUACGUUCUUCAACGAUCGGCUCCGCGAGUGGUCGUACCCUGCUGGUGUCGAUGAGUUCUCAGGGCGCAUGGAGGACGUCAAAACGCCGCUGCUGUUUCAGCCGGGUGAGGGGUGGGAGUAUGGCGUCGGGCUCGACUGGGCGGGCAUCGCCCUGCAGCGCGCAACGGGCCUCACGCUAAACGAGUACCUGCAAAAACACAUCUUCGCGCCACUGGGCAUCAAAGAGAUGUCCAUGAUUCCAAACGAGGACAUGCGCCGUCGAAUGGCGUACAUGAAUCACCGGGGUGAGGACGGCACGCUCCGGCCAAGGGACCACCUGCUCCGCGCCCCGCUCGUCGUGGACCUGAACGAUGAAGCCGAGAUCAAGCGCGUGUUUGAUAGCGGUGGCGCGGGGGUAAAUCCUCGCCGUCCUCCUGAACAACGGAACGUGCCCGAAAACCGGCGUCCAGCUCCUGUCUCCAGACACAGUCGACACCAUGUUCACGAACCAGAUCCCGCAUAUGCCGCACUACAGUCGGCAGAGCAUCCCCGCGUCGAAACCCGAUCUGACGAACCCGAUUCCCGAGCUCUACCCUGUUGCCGGAGACCCACCGCAGGGAUGGGGCCUGACCUUUAUGCUGAGUAA